GGUCUCCUUGCAGCAGAACCACAACCUGCCUUCCGCUGCCCAGCUCCCCCGCCAGGCGCGCAGCAGCCGGGGCUGGAACACUUUCCCCCCGGGACGGGUUAGGCAGAGGAGGGGGUUCGGUGAGGGCGGAGCUCCGGCGUCCUGCUGCUGCCGCUGUUGCUGCCGCUGCUGCAGCCGCAGCCGCUGCCUGCAAAGCUGCAGCCCCUUGCUCAAAUGCUCCCGCCGGGCACCGCCGGACAGAUGGGCGCUCCCCGGACCUGAAGGAUGAACAGUCGGGCUCGUGAACUCCCACCUCCAAAUUGGCUCUGCGCCUGGUGGUGGCGGCUGCAACCCAGUGGUGGGGGCUGCCCCGCGGUCCCGCCCCGCUCCAGCGCGCCGCCUCAGCUCUUUGCAUAGUAAUUUCAGUUCCUGAUCGCACGGAGCUGGCUCCAGGGCUGGGUUGAAAAGGAUCGCGGCUCGCCAACCAGUCAGACAUCGGUGUGGCGCUGAGAGCCUGUGCUUAGGAUAUGCGACGGGAAGCCCUUGCCACAGCGCAGACAGUGGCCCCGCGGCGCCGGGGAGAGCCAGGCGAAAGCAGGCUGACUCUUCAGCAGAAUCAUCUCUGACUGUGUCUUCACUCUGAGUUCCCACUGCUUCCCAGCAGGAACACCACUCAAGGGAGAGCUCUGGAGUGUUUUUGGAAAGAAGUUCCAUGGGGACUGUACCUGACCCUCUGAGAUCCACUAAAACUUCCCUGAUUGCAGCUUCUUUAAAAGAAGAGGCUCAAGGAGAGCUACAGGCUGCCUUAUCUCAGUUGAGCCAACCAGCUCAACUGGGAAAGAAUGCCAAUGGCCUGGCAGGUGCCCCGGCAGAACCAAGCCUCAGCCCCAUCCCAGCUGCUGAGGCCAUGAUGCAGGCUUGUGAGCAUGAGACCACCCAGCCAGCCAUGUCUUCUCCUGGUAUCUUCAGUGAGGCGGAGGAAGCAUCUCCAACACACAACUCUCCUGGAGAUCCCCAACUGCUGGAAAGUAAAGAGCCCAUAGCACCAACCCUGAGCCCUACAGCAGGAAAGGAUCUUAUACGCAGACCAUUUACAAUGCCAGUCAAUCAGCACACCCACCAGGUCAUCCCAGGUGAUCGGCCCAAUGCCAGCACCUCUUCAAAACCUGAAGAUUCCUUGGUGAAAUCUCAGAGAACCUUGAAUGGAGGGCAGACUGAGAAGUCAAAUUGCCCUGCAGGGAGCACCUGUGGCAGCAGCAAAGAUCAGGCAUCCUGUGGUUUUCCUUCUCAAGAAACAAUCCAGAGAAUGGGAACCGUACAGAGCACCCCGGCCUCCAUGUUCAGUCAUUCUUCAGCUCUUGCAGGUGGACCCGAAGGGGAAAGGCAGCAAGCCAUCUGUGACUCCACAGUGAGGUCCUGUGAGCCUCCAGCAAGAGAAGAUGGAUGUUCAGAGAACAAACAACCCUCUGCCACUGCCUCAGACACCCAUGGUACAACAUCUGGGCCACCUCACUUAUCCCAUCUCACUAGAGAAGUUUCAUCGUGUAUACUAGAUUCAGAGAAGGCGUUAUGGUCAACCCAACAGGUGUCGAAGUUCAAAGAAGCCGGUACAAUGACCAACCAAGCAGAGAGUGAGAGCAAGGAGGCCCCCAGCAAGGCUCGUCAAGAUGCUGAGGUGCAGGCAGUGGCAAGCGUUGAAAGCAGAUCAGUCUCCACUAGCCCCAGCAUCCUCACUGCUUUCUUAAAGGAAACCCCUGCUCCUGAGUGCUCGGAACAUCAAGAGCAGCUGCGUGUCAUUUGCCAGAGCAGUGGCAGUGGCAGUCAUGUGUUGGAGCUCUCUAACAGCAUACAAGUCCCCCAGGAGGCAGGACAGUGCCCUGGCAUUAUGCCCCAGGUACACAUCCAGGUAGCUGCACCUGUCUCUACAGCUUUCCAAGGGGAACUUAAAGGACUGAGCCUACCAGCGGAGAUCCUGAAGACCUCAUCCGUCAGCAGGGCCUCCAAUCAGGCCCAGGAUACUUGUAAAGAAGAUGGGAGACCAGCAGGAGUGAUUCCUGUGAGGGAAGAGUCAAACUCUAGACAGCUUUCAGAUGCUAAUUCUAGCUCACUGAAAGCUAGCCCCAUUGACCAGAGUUCUACCAGUGCAGGCAGUCAAACUGAAGUAAACCAGGAACUGGGGACAUCUGAAGUCAAGACUUCUGACCACAAGACCGACCCAGAUUGCAAACUAUACGACUCCUGCAGCUCUGCCAGCAAAGAGAACCAGUCCAGGAGUUUGGACCCCACUAGUAAAGGAGGCGCAAAGGAGAAGAAGUACGAGUCUCCUCAGAUAGUAAAAGAAAAAGAGCCUGCUGGCACUGAUACUCUAGAUGCCAAAACCCUACUGCUCAAUCCCAAAGCUCAAGAAAAUGCAGGUGCAGGAUCAACUGCUAAUCCCACACCCUCCCCAAAUAAAAAGACCCAGGAGGGCAGCUUAGAGGAAAACAGACAGACCAAGACAGCCACCAGCCUGAGCCUACCCCCGGAUGCCAUGGGUGACUCCAGCCCAGGUUCUGGCAAGAGGACCCCUUCUCGAUCCGUCAAAGCCAGUCCUCGCCGGGCCAGCCGGGUCAGCGAGUUCCUCAAAGAGUUAAAUGUGACAGCAGCCGCUGCUCAGGUGGGGCUCACACCAGGAGAGAAGAAAAAGCAGCUAAGCACAGACGCCAAGCUCCAGCUGAAGCAGUCCAAGCGGGUCAAGGACGUCGUGUGGGACGAGCAGGGCAUGACCUGGGAAGUGUACGGUGCUUCCUUGGACCCGGAGUCCCUGGGAAUCGCCAUCCAGAACCACUUACAAAGACAAAUUCGGGAACAUGAGAAAUUAAUCAAAACACAAAGUGGCCAGACCCGGAGAUCCAUUUCCUCAGACACUUCCUCAAAUAAGAAGCUGAAAGGGAGGCAGCACAGCGUUUUCCAGUCCAUGCUGCAGAACUUCCGUCGCCCCAACUGCUGCGUUCGCCCUGCCCCUUCUUCUGUGUUAGAUUGAAAGGGAACACGUAUUGCGGGGGGUUCUGAGCAUGAGGAGGAAAAAGUACCCAAACUCUGCACUGGGUACAACCUACUGGACACAACCUAAAUUAGUAAAAGCUUUUGAUUUCCUUCAAAGCAAUCUAACUGUUUGUGCAGCCUGCAUAAGAAGACCACGGUGACAGCCUUGUCAGAGCCUGAGAAUGGUAAUUACAGUUGUUAUGCUUGGAAAUUAUAAUGAAUUUUUUAAGUUUCUUACUAAUCGGCCUCUAUUAAGAAUGCUAUCUAAUGUAGAAAUUACCAUCAAAUUACAAAGCAAAACACAUUUAAUGAUUAGAGAUUGAAUCUAAAACUCCCUCUUCUGGACUUAAGCACCUAUUUUGACCAGAACUCCUCUGUCUCCUCUCUGUCACUCACUGGCAGUUGUUUUCCAUCACAGGAUAGCACACGCGCUGUGUAUACAUAGAGUACACCUUGUACACCCAGGAGCAGCUGUCGAUAGCAUCUACUCCAGAUGGGUGGGCCUGAGGUAAUCCUCUGCUGUGAAGUGGCUAGAACAGGCUGUUCCCACAUAAACAUAGAAGAGAAGAAAAAUUCAACAUCCGGCAAUAAUAUUUACUUUCAUGAGUUUAGAGUAACCACAUGAUUUAUAAAUAGUGAAAUGAAGCAGAGAUCUUAGAGACGAAUGUAGGCAUUGGUCACACAUUAAGUAAAUCAGAACCACUCAAAUUGGUAUUGUAGUUGUGCCUCUCAAACCAAAACUUUAAGCAAAAGUGUUUGAUGAAAUGUUUGGUUUUUUUUUGGUGCUAAAACUAAUUUCUUGAUUUCUUCAACACUCUAGAAAUGGUCACAAGAUAGUACGAAACGUUUCUUGUUUUGUUCUAAUCAAAUCUUAUAGAACUAGCAGCUUUUAGAAACCAUAAUAAGAAUAUAUCAUCAGAUAGAUGGGAAAUAGGAGAUAAGAGGCUAUUUAAGAGAGUUUUUACAUUUUAGUACCUAGCCUAAGCUGCUUUCAAAAUAAACCAUGCUUGAAAUUCUUCCUUUACAUCAAUCUGUGACACAGAAUUAGGCAGUUAGUAUGUCAUUCGGGAUGUCUGGGAUUCAUUCAACAAAGAAAGUUGCAAAUAAUUUUCCUGGUGGACUUUGAAUUUGCUCAGUCAUUCCUUGCUUUACCUGCAUGAUGCUCAUUGAGUUGAAAAUUGAGAGAUGUUUGUAUUUGUCCUCAAUUUCUUUUAAAUGUGAUUUGAUCCAUUUUAAUAUACCCUACUUUUAGAUUUAUAGAGAGGAAAUGUUUUAUUAAAUCAAGAAAUAGAAAAAUACUCCCUAAACCAGUAAUAAAAGAUGUGAGUUAGAACUUAGUGUCUGGAAGGUCAUUCAACAUUUAAAGUGUGAAGAUACUAUACUGCUUACCAAGAAUUUUUAUUUAAAUAUUAAUUGUUCUAGGAAUAUGAUCACAAAAAAAAAGCCUAUGCUUUUUUACUGCCAUGUGUUUAUCUUGAAUGCCUUUCUAAUCAUGUCUUUUUAAAUUACUGGCUUUUGAUGCCACAGACUAUUUUACAUACAGUAAAAUCCUGAUUAAACUUUCUGUUUUGAAUUACUAGCAUAAGUUGAAUAUUUUUAAUUCCAAGUUAACCAGAAACCUUUCUGUUUGUGUCCAAAAUGAAGUUUGGAUAAAAUGGAUUAGUAUGUUUUCCUACCUUUCAAAUUCAGCUAUAUUGAAUGUAAUUUGAUCUUUCGUAAUUUUUUAAUCUUGAGAAUCAUCUGAAAUUCAUUAUUUGGGAUACCAAUAUUUUCCAUGUUAUAGGUUAAAUAUCAAAAUUGAAAUAAAUUGACCUGAGUACACAUAUGCAACGUAUACCCUAUAGGUUGAAUUUUGAAACCAAAUCUUUAAUAGGAGCUUGCAACCUUAAAAUAGAAAGCAAAAGAGGAAAAUGGCAUUUGGUUGUAUCCCAGAGUGUUGAGAUGUUCUAUCCCUAGUUUAUACUAAUGUUCCUCUCAUUUUAGGGAAUUUCUGUUAUUCUGGGAAUAGUUGUAUAUAUAACACCAAGAAUAGAAUAUGAUGGGACUUUAAAAUUUGUUUACAGAGGAUGUAUACAAUGUGCUGUUAAUGUAAAUUGUCUGACCUUUGCUAUAUUCACUCCAUUACUGUUUUGAUGCCAAAUUGUGAGAAAUUAUUGUCUUCUUUUUCUCCUACAUCUUGUGCAAGUGUUAAAAAAAAAUUGCCCACCUCUGGUACCACAUAAUUCACCAUUUUUCUUGUCUACAUUUUCAGAACCAGUAUAAGAAAAACAAUAUAUUAAGAUAAGGUUUGCAUAUAUGUAUAUGUGUUUUUAUUGAAAAUCGGGCAUCUGUAGCCUUGUGUAGACCUCUACCUGCCUGAUUGACUAAGUCUCCACAAUGUUGCCAUGGAGAGGAGGCUGUGUACUCUCUCCUCCUUUGUCCUGAAUGAUGUUUGAGAAACAAAGCCUGUGAAUUUCCUUCUGUGAUAACACAGUGAGCCCAGCAGUAUCUGGGAUGAGUGAGUUGACCACCUUGUCCAGCCCUUGUUUUGUCUACACAAUGAAUCAGAAGUCUUCACGUCCACUCUAGCGUUUGCUUUUCACAUUCAUCUGAGCAUUUUGUUUUCUGAUAGCAGUGUCUUUCAAUGUCGUAUGUAUCCCUUCGGGUUGAUUUUCUCCAAAUGUAGGUUAACUGCUGCCACCUGGCAACUAACAUGCAAUUUACUGAAUCUCCUGUCCAUCCUUGUAACUGUAUCCUUCUUAAUGAAAUUCUGCAACUGGCUGAGUAAUUACAAAUGUCAUCUGUGCAGACACAUGGGCUUAAGAAUGACAACACAAUUUUGAACACUUUUUCAAAAGGGGAAAAAUACUCUAUAAGUACUGAAACAAAUUUCCAUGAACUUUAUCCUGCUCUUGGUGAAAAAAAUUUUUCUCCUUGGCUACAGAAAUCGAAUAAGCAAUGACCAAGGACAUAAAUGAGUAUGAACUGAGGUGGAAAAGUUCUGUCUCACAAGUAAUCAUUGACAUCUGCUGAAGGUCAUUACAGCUACUUUUAACUGUGAACACUCACCAGCUAAACUAUUUACUUGCCACAACCAAAUAACCUCUCUCAAAGUAAAUCCAAUACGACUGUAUAUAUGUGUAGAUAGAAACAACAAAAAGUCCUGAAAAAUGACUGUGGGCUGUUGGGAAAAUUAAGGUGAUGAUAGAUAUAAAAGACAUUCAAAUAAUCAUGGGAUUUGGUGAAAUGACUAUGGGGGCAAGAAUGGUGCGACAAGAUAUUAUUUACAGGGUUUUUUAAAACCCAGAUAUCUCAGAUACUAAUCAUGAGAAUAAAGACUGUUGAAUAUGAAAUUAAAGCCAAGCAAUAAUGUGCCAAAACGAGGCAGUUAUACCAGCAGGUGCAUCUGUUAUAGGCACACUGUUAUAUAAUUAUGGUUUGCUCUAUGAAGACUUGACUGUAACCCAGAGGAUAAAAGAAGUGAAGGCAUAAUUUCUGCUUUCUUGUUGAAUAAACUUGUUAGGAGUUCCAUAAAGAGGCAUAACAUUAGUGAGCAUGAGUAGAGACACAGGCAACGUCUCUGUUUUCAUGCUAGCCAAAACAGAAGAGGAACCACUAAAAGGUUUGCUGGCUUAAAACUCAAGACAGCUCCAACCAGAAACUUCUGUCAAGAGAAGGGGAUAAAUUUAUGGUAAUUACUCUUCCUGGACCCUAGCACUUUCCAAAGCAAUUCAGUUAACUCUUCCAAGAGGAUUGCCAGUCUUAGCUUAAAAAAUGGGCUCCCAGAUGUAAAGUCACUAAAACAUGAAUACUUGUAUCCAAAGGGGCCACAAAUAAUGCCUUACAGAAAAUGAUGUUCCAGAUGGUCAACUCUAAAUACUAAUUCUUCAAGUGUCUUUCUGGGUUAAAGUUCAAAAUAUUAAUUGACUGCCAAAUAGCAGGAAUUAAAAUGACAUAUUUUACACUUGAGGAAAAGAUACUGGUAAUCAACCAAUAAGGUGAUAAUUAUAAAGAGAUACCCAAGUGAUUUAAGUAUUUUAGGGAAAAUUAAAUGGGAGAGAAAUGCUAACUUCUUUCUUGAUCUUUUAAAUGUGGAGAUGUCAUCAAUUUAUUUCUGGGAAGAAAAUUAUAGCUUGCUCUUUUACAUUACUGCCAGUAUUGCUGUUUGUUACUUUAAAAAUUAAAUUGUCUCUUCUUUUAUCAGCUAAACAAAUUCUUUCUGAUUCCUAUCACUGCUUUUAAUAACAUGUAAAGACUGUGUGUAGAGCAAACUAUAUUGAAUGAGUAGAAGAGGGUUACCCGUGUUAAUCAGCAUCCUUAAUGAUUUUAGUUUAGAUUUUUUAGCAUUUGUUUUCAAUCACAUCUUUGAGUAAAUUGUCUUCUAUUAUGUCUUAAAAUGAUGCUGGUAAAUCUGGAGAGUGCAGUAUUAUAGUUCUACUCCUCAAUCCCUGGAAGAGAGGAGAGACUGAUUCUUUAAGGGCAUCCACAGAUAACUUUUAUUGAGUUUGAGAGAGGUCAGUAUGACCUGACAACUCAAGAAAAAUAUCUACUAGCAAUUACUAAAUUUCUAAAUGUAUUUAUCUCUGUUGUACUAAUGUGUGAACAAUAUGUUGUGCAUAAUACCAUUACUGGUUGUGGUAUAUCAGUGCAUUCUGUAAGUUUAUACAGUCUGUGAGUGAUUGGCUUGCUAUUUUUAUGUGUAGAAACAAAUAACAUGCUGUAUCCCAUUUUAAAGGCUGACUCUUGUCAUCAGGUAGGCACAUCUACAAAAAUGAAUAAAGUCAACACAAGUGUGCAUGUGUGUUCAAUAACUAAAUUCGUCCUUUCAUUUUCCAAGGUCAGAAAGGGCUGUUUUGUUUUGCUUCUUUUUCAUCUCUGAGAGUAGAUAACAUAAUCAUCACAAAGGCUGAAUACAGUAAUCAGUACACUGGCAUAUUACUAAAAUAUGCCAGGGCUAAUUACCCAUGCCAUUCAUCACAGGUAAGGUCAGUUCUUUGACCACUGGGAAGAUUUACAUUCCUCACACAUCCUCUCUGUGCUAAGUGUGUGACUAGGAUGUACAUACUAUGGGUGUGAUUGUGUACAUACCUUGUAUGAAUUAUCUAAAUCCUCAAAGCAGCUGCAGGAAAGCAGGAAGAAGAAACAGUUGUUCAAAAGCCUCAAAAGGGCUAAUCAACAGGUAUUUUCACUUUCUACACAUAAAAAUGUAUACUUAGCAUCACUGUAAAUAGCUUAUCCACAUAUAUAUGCACACAUAAAUGCAUUUUACUCAAACUGGUGUAUUUGAAUAAAUCACAAAACAACUAAUUGAAAGCUACAACAUUCCUUUUAUGUUUUACAAUAAUUAAUGUUAAACCCAAUUCUUCCCCUUACGUGGUGUCUCUCCCUGGUAGCAGAUUUCAUGUUUAGGAAGGGUCAGCCCUCUGAGUUAUAAAAAUCUAGUUAGCAUCUUACUGAGGCUGGUACCAGUGCAGCUUCCAAAUACUAAUGCUGUUUUUAAACACCGAAUUUUAUAUCCAGGGAUGACAAAUACUGGGGAAAACCACUUGGGUUUGGAGACUCCAUUUGGACAUAUAUCAAUAUGUUUGCACAGGCUAAUAAAAACCCUACAUUUUUUCAGAGAUGUAUCCCUAGAUUUCAAAAGCAUGUGAAGUUACUCAAAGUAGAAAACAGUUUUAGGCAUUAUUCUCCUGGUAUCAGCCAAAUUAAUUUUACUAAUACCAAAGAGAAGUCAAAGAUUAAAAUUAAAAAGAAAUUACAGAUAUGGUGUCAGUAGGAUAAUAAGCUAUGAGCAAUUGGGAGUUCCUUAAGAAGGACUCAAAAAAACUAAAUUACUCUUGUUGAUAGAGAUUGUGUGUCUAGUCAUUAGUGGGUAAGUGUUAACACUGGACAAGAUUUUUUCAACUUAUCACAGUCCUAACUGGUGAAUUUAUAUUGCUCAAAUUUCUCUCAUUUCUUAUCAAACAAAAUGAUCUGUUAGCGAUCCAAAAGGUCUGAUUUGGUUCCAAAAGCCUAAUAGAAUUUAACCCUGAUCCCUCAACACAAAAUUAUACUGACUGGUUACUGGACUGAAGAUAUGAAUGGAAACACCACAAUCACCCCCUUGAUAAAUAAUUUCUUUUGGAAAAGUACAAAUAUAACCACUUCUCAGUAAGAGUUAACAAUAACAUUUAAAUACAUAAUCAUGUUUUAGAGAACGAUGCGCCAUCUUUUUACCUAGAUAAAAAGAAAAACUUAACCACAUAUAAACACUACGUUUACAGCUAUAGCUGGCAAUGUUUUUUAACUAUUACAAAUAUACUUGUUUAUAAGAACAACUUACCUGAAAUCUUGAUGUUUAUCAAUAUUUGUUGUUGAGUAAAAAAAAAAUUAUGUAAUUUUGAAGAUGUGUAUUAACUUAUAUGACACCCAGAAAAAUUAUAAUUGUUAAUAUGAGAAUCAUUUGUAUGUAAAUAUUCAGCUCAGAAAGACCAAAACAUUAACAUUAAAUCACUAACAAAAUAAAAAUAUUCUAAAUGGAAAGUCUAUUUAUAAAUGUACCAAUAUUAGAAUCUAAAAUUAUGUCUUGUCAUAAUGUCUAUAUACGCAGAUCAUAAACUGGUUCCCAUAUUCCAUGUGUUGACCAACAAAAUUCAUUUCCUAGAAAAAGAUGGAAUGUUAUGAUUUAUACAUGAAAAAUAAAAGAUUUUGGAUUAAAUGUACUCCCACCUUCAUUUCAAAUUUGAUUUUUGAAUGAAUGUUAAAAUACUGAAAUUCAAUUUAUGACUUAGUUUUACCCUCAAAAAUUUAGAAAAUAAUUUUUUUGCAUUUUA
Sciurus carolinensis (gray squirrel) is the source of this 9794-nucleotide messenger RNA. It is a transcript of the gene Gprin3, whose product is annotated as GPRIN family member 3. The transcript is spliced from 3 exons. Gene Ontology annotation, biological process: neuron projection development. Lineage: Eukaryota; Metazoa; Chordata; Mammalia; Rodentia; Sciuridae. Bases 692 to 3001 code for a protein of 769 amino acids. The record is from RefSeq and is a predicted model, not a curated record. Gene Ontology annotation, cellular component: plasma membrane.